This is a messenger RNA of Prosopis cineraria, 1335 nucleotides long. RefSeq lists its product as uncharacterized. Gene Ontology annotation, molecular function: zinc ion binding. The record is from RefSeq and is a predicted model, not a curated record. The coding region runs from base 1 to 1335 and encodes 444 amino acids. The transcript has 3 exons. NCBI's taxonomy places the organism in Eukaryota, Viridiplantae, Streptophyta, Magnoliopsida, Fabales, Fabaceae.
AUGGAAAGUAAUUCUAGAGAAAAAUUGUUUUGUUUCUUCCACUGUGGAGGUGAAUUUGUGAGGAGUGCUGAUAGUGGUAUGAAGUAUGAGGGUGGAAAUGUAAUUGUAAGAACCAUAACAAAAGGAAUGAAAUAUGCAGAGCUAAGAUCAUUUAUAUCUUCAGAAGUUUGCCAUGGUGAUAAUGGAAAUGAUGUAAAGUUCACUGUUGAGAUUGAUUCAAGCACAUUCAUAGAUCUGCUUGAUGAUGUUGGAGUUGAACAAUUGUUUGAAUAUAAUGGAAGAACUGCUCAUGUGUAUGUUGCUAAAUGGGCUGCACUUGAAGAUGAUCCUAAAGACAUAAAAGGUUUCAUGGAAGGUGCUCGGCCCAUACUAUAUAUAGAUGGGUCUUUCAUGAGUGGACCAUAUAAGGGAACUCUACUAUCAGCAUGUGCAUAUGAUGCAGAUAAUGAGAUGUUUCCUGUGGCAUAUGCUGUAGUAAGUGGUGAGACAGUUGAGGAGUGGUCAUGGCAAGCUUUCUGUUACCGUCAUGUGAAAGAAAACUUUGGGUCAGAGUUUUUAAAAGUUACAAGAGGUAAGAGAAAGAAUGGAGUGAUAAAGGAUGUAGCAUUCAAGCUCUUAGAUGCAAUAGCUUAUGCAAGACUCACUAGUGAGUUUAAUGUUGCAAUGUCAAAUAUGAUGAAUUUUUGUCCGGAUUUAUUGCAAUGGCUUGAAACACACGGUGACAUAGAUAGAUGGGCACUUAGCAAGUUUUCCCAUAGGAGGUGGGAUAACAUAAUGACCAACAUUGCUGAGUCCUUUAAUUCUUGGGUUGUCAAGGAAAGGAAAUAUAAUAUUGCUGUUUUUAUGUACGAGCAUAGGGAGAAAUUAACGAAGAAACUACACAACAGCAAAGUGGCACUGAAAAAAUGGACAAAUGGUGUUGGACCAAAUGUGGAGACCAAGCUAAAGGAAAAUGUGUUAAGAGGUGAUACAUUGCAAGCUGAUUUUUAUGCAUUAAACACUGUUAGGGUGAAAACAUUAAAUGGAGAUGUGCGAGUAAAUCUUGAAUUACGUGAAUGCUCUUGCCUGGCAUGGCAGAUGUCUGGACUACCAUGUCCUCAUGCAUGUGCUGCCAUAAAGCUUUCACAUGGCAAUAUAUAUCAAUAUGUUGAGGAAUGGUAUCAUUUAAGUUGUCAAGAAAAAAUAUACGGUAGUAACAUGAUCCCGAUUGAGACUUUUGACAUUCCAAAGCCUGAUACAGCAACAUUAACAGAUAACUUAUCACAAACUUUCUUGCAGCCGCCUUUAACCAGCCGUCCUCCUAGGAGGCCAAGAAUAAGGAGGAUAGAGUUUUAA